AUGAAGGAGCACGUUGUCCGUUACGCCGGCCUGACUGCCGCUCUCGAGCGCGCCGACUACAGCGGCAAGACCAUCCUCGUCACCGGCGGUGGCCACGGCAUGGGUAUCAAUAUGUCUGAGUCUUUUGCUGCCCGCAAGGCUGCCAACGUCGUCAUUGUUGGCCGUAACGAGUCCCGCAUCCAGGCCAGCGCUGCUAAGCUCGCUGAGCAAUUCCCCGAGACCAAGUUUAUCCCUGUUGCUGCCGACAUCUCCUCCCAGGACGAUGUCAAGAAGCUCUUUGCCAGCCUCGACGUCGCUGUGGAUAUUCUUAUCAACAACGCCGGCUACAUGCCAACCCCUACCAAGUUCCAGGAAGCCGACCUUGACGAGUGGUGGUCUGGCUACACCAUCAACGUCUUCGGCACCGUCAACGUCACUCAAAACUUCCUCAAACACCGUGCUGCCAAGGGCGCCAGCGGCACUGCGGUUGUCAUUACUCUCAACACCAUCGCCGCCUACGAAUUCGACAUCCCGGCCCUCACCGCCUAUGGAUCUAGCAAGGCGGCUCUUGCGCGUCUGAUGGAGCUGGUCGCCUUUGAUGUCCCUAAGGAUGUCGCUCGCUUCAUCUCUGUCCACCCAGGUGCGGUUGCCACCGACAUGGGCCACCGUGCCGGUGUCAUUGAGUCUCUGACCGUUACCGAGGCUUCCCUAACCGGUGACUUCACCGCCUGGUUAGGCUCCGAAGAGGCCAGCUUCUUGGACGGACGCUUCGUCUGGGUCAACUGGGACGUCGAUGAGCUCCUUGCCCGCAAGCAGGAGAUUCUUGACAACAACAUGUACAAGACUGCCCUCGCCGGUGCCGAGACUAACCCCUUCAAAUAA
Messenger RNA from Trichoderma virens Gv29-8, 861 nucleotides. RefSeq lists its product as uncharacterized. Gene Ontology annotation, cellular component: cytosol. NCBI's taxonomy places the organism in Eukaryota, Fungi, Ascomycota, Sordariomycetes, Hypocreales, Hypocreaceae. The record is from RefSeq and is a predicted model, not a curated record. The coding region runs from base 1 to 861 and encodes 286 amino acids. The transcript has a single exon. Gene Ontology annotation, molecular function: oxidoreductase activity.